This is a messenger RNA of Hemiscyllium ocellatum (epaulette shark), 425 nucleotides long. Its product is annotated as somatostatin-2-like. Gene Ontology annotation, molecular function: hormone activity. Gene Ontology annotation, biological process: regulation of cell migration. The transcript is spliced from 2 exons. Bases 1 to 306 code for a protein of 101 amino acids. Lineage: Eukaryota; Metazoa; Chordata; Chondrichthyes; Orectolobiformes; Hemiscylliidae. Gene Ontology annotation, cellular component: extracellular region. The record is from RefSeq and is a predicted model, not a curated record.
AUGACAGUGUGCCUGAUGUCCAUGCUGCUUCUUCUAAGUGUUGAGGCAGCAGACCCAUUGGAGGAGCGAAUGAAACUUCAGGUAAACAGGGAAGUGACAAAAAGCAGGAAGUACCUGAUGUUAAAACUUCUGACUGAGCUGUUGGAGUCUGAUGACAAUCUCUUGGAAAAUGACUUCACAUCUUUGAGCCCGGGAGACGGAGAAGAGAGUUCGGUUGAAGAGAGGUCGGUUAACGCGGGGAUCCCCCGCAGACAGCAGAAGACACCUUGUAAAUUGUUCUUUUGGAAAACAUUCUCGCACUGUUAAUUAUUAUGGAGUUUCUAAACCAGCAGAAUUGUAUUAAAAACGGCUUGUUUUCCUGUAAAGGCUUAACUUUAAAAGUUUUACAAAUCUGGCCGCACAUCUGUCCUUUUUCGAGAUUAUAA